Molecule: messenger RNA, 768 nt
Organism: Prosopis cineraria
Lineage: Eukaryota; Viridiplantae; Streptophyta; Magnoliopsida; Fabales; Fabaceae
Exons: 2
Coding region: 278-514 (78 amino acids)
Source: RefSeq, a predicted model, not a curated record
CUCCUUUAUAUUUCAAUUGUAGCUGAAUUACGAAGGGGAAGCAAGAUUGUUCCGAGUAGGGAAUUGGACUUAUGGUCUUUUGAAGAGUUUGGUUUUUGCGUUCGCACAAAGUCGCUAUAUCGUCCCCUUCUCAGUCAUUGUAUUUUGAAUUGUUUAUGAGAGGGACCGGUUUAAUAGUGUUCUCCCUGUAGCACUAAAUUAUCGUUUUAAGUUUGUUCAAUUGGUAUUUUGAAGGUCUGGUGGAUUAUGAUCUUAGGAUUAAUUAUGUUACUUCGGCAUGGGAAACAAGCCAGCAAAGCAAGAAAAAGAAGAUGUGAUAUUAUUAAAGGUUGUCCCUCCUUUGGACCGGGCAUACAUAAGAUGGCUUGCUAGAGAUGUCGCGAGAAUUCAUGGCUUUACUCCUAAAGGUAUUCGUGCUGUGAAGCCUCCAGAUCAUUAUAUUGAAUACAUGCAGUUGAAUGGAUGGUUGGAUGUGAGUUUGGAUGAUCCUGAUCUUGCCCAUUUAUUCAGGUAGACUGUUUCCUUGUUGGCUAAAUGAUAAAAACACCAAAAGGGAAAACAAAGACAGCGAAGUUGUGUCAUGUAGACUACCCAGGAAUUAAUGCUUCAUUAAGAUUUCCUACACUGUAUAGCAGCUAGUCAAGUAGCAAAAGAGUAACUGUUUUAUGCAUGAAUGUAUUUAAUUUCUAUGUGUUCUCUGUUAGAACAACUUGUUUUCACUGCAAUAAUAUGCUUGAACUAGUUCCCUCUAUAAAUGGCCUUGAAAUA